Messenger RNA from Elaeis guineensis (African oil palm), 1330 nucleotides. Its product is annotated as E3 ubiquitin-protein ligase AIRP2. Lineage: Eukaryota; Viridiplantae; Streptophyta; Magnoliopsida; Arecales; Arecaceae. Gene Ontology annotation, biological process: protein ubiquitination. The record is from RefSeq and is a predicted model, not a curated record. Gene Ontology annotation, molecular function: ubiquitin protein ligase activity.
CUUCCAUUGCAGUCUUGUUUUUUUUUUCUUUAAUCCUUUGAUGCUUUCCAGCAUCCUCCAUCAUUAUCAUCUACGGCAUACAUCAUCAUUUGGGGUCAGGACAGCAGCCAAAGGAGUUUCCAAUCCUUUCUUUUCUUCUCUACCAAAGCCCUAUCUUAUUUAUUAUCCAUAUCUCUCCCUCCCCUCCUUUGUUCUCCAAAGAAACCCCUUGCAAGGCCUGAAAUCAUGUUCCAGAGCCAGCUUGCCAGGUCAUCAUCCUUCAGAGGCUCUCUCAAAGCCCUUGAAGCUGAUAUCCACCAUGCUAACACCCUGGCUGAUACCAUUCAAAGAGCUUAUGGUGGUGCAUGCCUUCAGAUGAAGCUGUCUUACAGCCCUCUGGCACCAUUCUUUCUUUUCCUAAUCCAGUGGAUAGACUGUUCUUGUUCUUCCUCCCUCCCCAGUUAUUUAGGCCUUUUCCACAUACUUGUUUACAAGGUUUAUGCUGAUGGAAAGAGGACAGUAUCCACAUAUGAAAGGAGGGCCAGCCUUAGGCAGUUCUAUGCUGUUAUAUAUCCUUCUCUCCAACAACUUGAAAGCUACUGGGUGGAGAAAGAUGAGUCUAAGGAGAGAGGUCGAUGUAAAGAGACAAUGGGCAGGAUGAGGAUGGAAGAAUGGAGGAAGCUUUCUGAUAAGGAUAUGGAGAGAGAUGAUGAAUGUGGGAUUUGUAUGGAGAUCUGUACCAAGAUGGUCCUGCCUAACUGCAACCAUGCUAUGUGCAUAAACUGCUACCGCGACUGGAAUACAAGAUCGCAGUCCUGUCCAUUUUGCAGGGGAAGCCUGAAAAGAGUUUGCUCAAGAGAUCUCUGGGUGCUUACCAGUAAUGGCGAUGUGGUGGACACUGUGACUUUAGAAAAGGAAAAUGUGAUGCACUUCUAUCACUAUAUAGAUAGUUUGCCUCUCACACUUCAAGAUAGCCUAUUCCUGGUUUAUUAUGAGUACCUAGUUUAAUCUGUAGAUAUGGGGAGAGUGAUGUAUAGGCUGUGUGAAAGCCGACCAUCUCUUGUAGAUUGAGUCUGGUGAGGAAAAGUUCUUUCAAUUGGAUGUCACUUUUCCCAAUUGUGCAGUAGGAUAUCCUUUGCAGCGCUUUUCAGAAUAAUCGUAUAUGAAGAUUGCGCUUAAGUUUUAAGGUCCUGUCAAUGUUGUAAUUUAUUGCCAGUUGUUGGCAAGACUAGAGAAAAAAGAAAAGAAAUGAAGCUCACACAUGGAUGUGCUGAUCUGAAUAUACCAGUGCAGUUGGGUUUUACCAGAAUCCCUUCCUGCUUUAUUUGACUUGUGAAAGGCUUCGCAAAAA